Molecule: messenger RNA, 2124 nt
Organism: Asparagus officinalis (garden asparagus)
Lineage: Eukaryota; Viridiplantae; Streptophyta; Magnoliopsida; Asparagales; Asparagaceae
Product: pentatricopeptide repeat-containing protein At1g28690, mitochondrial
Exons: 2
Coding region: 161-1717 (518 amino acids)
Biological process (GO): RNA modification
Molecular function (GO): protein binding; RNA binding
Source: RefSeq, a predicted model, not a curated record
UCCACGCAACAAUAUUUCGGGCUCUUCAGAGCCAAUUUUAUCCCUCUCAAAGCCACUUCUUCGUUCAAAUUCACCAAAACUUUCUGGGGGUAGGGAGGGGAAAAAAAAAGCAAAAGCGGAGAACAAUUCGAACUCCAAAUGCAAGUGCAACACUGCAACAAUGAACAAUGGCAAGCUUGUAAUAAAUGAACUCUCUCCCCUCAUCAGAACCUUACACUCUCUCUCAACGAAUCCCAACCCAAACUCCAUUUCCCUCCCAAAUCCAUCCUCAAUAGCCUCUGCCCUCCAACACUUCAUCAAUUCAAAUUCGCCCUCUCCAGGCCAAUCCAUUCAUGCCCACAUUCUCAAAUCUGGGUUCAAUUCCACCACAAACAUUUCUAUCAAGCUACUAAUCCUACACGUUAAGUCUGGUUCGCUCUACAAUGCACGCAAGGUGUUCGAUAAAAUGCUGAAGCCAACUCUAUCUGCAUACAAUUAUAUGAUAGCUGGGUAUUUCAAAGCAAACAUUUUUGAUGAAUCUCUACAACUUAUUAGAAAGAUUGCGUUAUCUGAUGAAAGGCCAGAUGGGUUUACCUUGUCGAUGGCUCUGAAGAUCUCUGGGGUGAAUUUUUCACUUCGUCUAGCGAAACAAGUACAUUCCCAGAUUGUGAGAUUGGAACUAGAAAAGGACGAGGUCCUGUUUGCAGCGUUAAUUGAUUCCUAUGUGAAGAAUGGGAAGCUUAGUUAUGCUAGGAGUAUAUUCGAGUCAAUGCCGAAUAGGAAUCUUGUGUGUUCCACUGCUUUGCUUGUGGGAUAUAUGAAUGAACAAUUAUUUAUAGAUGCUAAAAGAAUAUUUGAUACAAUCAUAAGAAAGGAUAUAGUGAUAUAUAAUGCAAUGAUUGAAGGGUACAGCAGAACUGCUGAAACUGCCAUGAGAUCACUUGAAUUGUAUAAAGACAUGCAGAGUUUCAAUUUCAUGCCAACAGUUUCUUCUUUUGUGAGUGUGAUUGGAGCAUGCUGUCUCUUGUCAGCCCUUGAAUUUGGUGUACAAGUUCACAAUCAAAUCAUCAAGAUGAAUGAUUUCUCCCAUGUAAAGUGUGGGAGUGCCCUUGUUGAUAUGUACUCCAAAUGUGGUAGAAUAAAACAUGCACGAAGUAUUUUCGAUCGAAUGCCAGAAAAGAAUGUGAUCACUUGGACAGCGAUGAUUGAUGGAUAUGGAAAAAAUGGAAUUGCUGAUAAUGCUCUCGAGCUGUUCAACUUGAUGAGAGAUAGUAGGGUUAAACCAAAUCAUGCUACAUUUUUGAGUGUUUUAUCAGCUUGUGGUCAUGCUGGACUAGUAUCCAAUGGUAAGGAGGUUUUUGAGAGCAUGGAGAAGGAUUUUGGACUAAAACCGAGAAUGGAGCAUUAUGCUUGUAUGGUGGAUAUACUAGGACGAUCAGGGAACUUGAGUGAAGCGUAUAAUUUUAUUCUAAGGAUUCCCGAGAAGCCAAAUUCUGAUGUUUGGGCUGCAUUGUUAGGAGCUUCAAGGUUCUAUGGGGAUGUAGAGAUGGCAGAUAUUGCAGCGAAGAAGGUUUUUGAAUUGACAGGUAAAGAGAGGCCUGGGGCUUAUAUGGCCCUCUCUAAUGCCUUUGCUGCUGUUGGGAAUUGGGAUGGUGUUAGUGAAGUGAGGGAGUUGAUGAAAGUGAGGGGGGUAUCUAAAGGCGCAGGUCGUAGUUGGCUGGGGACGGACAAAAGCUGAAUCGAAAUCCACUGCUAAGUUAUUUACAUGAGCUCCAACAUCAUCAAGACUUAAGAUUGUUACUAUCUUAAGAUGCCUUAAAUUUUUUACUUGGGUAAGAAUUUGAACGGUUCUCUGAAUUGAGCAAGCACAACCGAAUUUUCCGUGCAGGUUUUACAUCUGAUAUAACAUUGCGAGAAAAAAAUAAAUGUGACGAAGUUGUCUGAGUUGUACCAUUACCAUUUCUGAAUUCGUUAUUUUUAUGUUUGUAUUUUUUACUUCGCAUUGAGACUGGACGUCUGAGAUUGAAGUUCUGUAAUUCUUUAGUUCAGGCUGUUCUAUUCUUCUCUCAGGGGAAAUUUCCUUUCUAUGAAGUGUUAUUUCUCUAUUUUUAUUUUCUUUUAUUUAUUUAUUCUUUUUCUACUUUC